Naegleria fowleri is the source of this 855-nucleotide messenger RNA. RefSeq lists its product as uncharacterized. NCBI's taxonomy places the organism in Eukaryota, Heterolobosea, Eutetramitea, Acrasida, Naegleriidae. The record is from RefSeq and is a predicted model, not a curated record. The transcript has a single exon. The coding region runs from base 1 to 855 and encodes 284 amino acids.
AUGCGGAAUUCGAUUCAUAAAUGGAUCAAGCUCUAUUCUUUCCUUCCCCAACACAAGCUUCAUCCAUCAUCAUUGCUGAGAGUCGCAACACCACUCACCGACCAAAUCCACCACAAUUUUUCCACCAAGGUCCGAUGGCAAAGCAAUAAUCAAGAGAGCUAUGUCGAAUCAACCACCACCAAAACAACAACUUCCCAUAGCCUCUCAGAUAAGACCAAUAAUAGCAGUAGUAGUAGUAGUAUCGGUAGUGGCAACAGAACGAGUAAUCUUCGUGAAACCUUUCAUCAUUAUGCGUCCACAAUUCCGAGCCACUUGGUUCGGGAAUCCUCUCUUCUUCAUCACCAUCAGCAUCAUGAUGAAGAUAAUAAACCCUUGGAUCCCAAACAUCCGUACGGUCCCGAUCAAAUCAAAGUUCAUGAAAUUAAAUUACGAAAACAACGAAGACAAUUGGAAUUACAUUUUGAAAUUACUCGUUCCAUGAAUGAUGAUGAUGGUAAGGAUGAUGAAUCAGCUGCAAGUCUCACUCUUGUGGGCACUCUUCCGGCCGAGUUAUUGAGAGUGGAGAGUCCCUCUGCAGAGGUUCAAGGCGAGAAUGGACAAAAGAGACUCAUCUAUGGAAAGAAGUUUGUUCAAAUCUCGCAAAUUGAAACCGUUGGAUCGUAUGCCAUUCGGCUCAUAUUCUCCGAUGGGCACGAUAGUGGAAUCUACUCUUGGAGUUACCUGUAUGAAAUGGCCCGUCAUAAAUAUUCUCUGAUGAAGCAAUACAUUAAAGAUUUGAGAGCAGCAGGAAAGAGUCGAUACCCGAGAGAGUACUUGAAAAAGAUGAAGGACCAACAACAGCAGCACCAACAAUGA